CAAAACGAUAAAACAGAAUCAUCACCAAAACAACCCCCAGAAAUCAGAAUCCCACCACAAAACCACACCUCAUCAAUCUUACAAUCACCACCCACACUUCCGAUGGCCAAGAAAUCCGCCACUUACUCAGACGCAGCCACCACCGCCACCGUCGCUGCUGAAUCACUAUUGCAAGAGGAUCUUGUUUUUCUCGACGAGGACGUAAAUGAUCUCAGUUACUGGGAACUCAUUAACCCAUCUGAUGCUGACUCCGAUUCUGAAUCUCUUCAUAGCCUUGAAAAUGGGUUCCUUUCUUUGUAUUCAUUAAAACCCUCCUCACAACCAAAAUCCCCAAUUAUCAACCAAGAAAUUCAAACCCUGGAGCCUUGCCAAGUCCAAGGUCUCGUGGAUGAUGUGAAUUUUCAAGACGAUGAUGUUAAAUAUUCUCCCGACGGUGAGUACAAUCGUAAUCAGCGUGAGGUAGGGCCUGUAAUGUUCUCUGGCGUGGCUCACGGACUGGCUGACGCUGAUGCUGAUAAGGAGGAGGACGACGAUGACGACGACGACGAAGAUGGGUAUGGGCUGGAUGAUGAACUCGUGCCGUGGCACGUGACCGGGAAGUUAGGGAGGCAGAGGAUGAGGAAGUUAGGGAAGAGGGUAUUUGCUAAAAUGGUGAAUUCCAAGAGGAAUCCAUAUCUUCAUGUGAAGCCAGGGUGUGUGCGAGGCAAGCAUGGACUGGGGAUUAAGGCUUGAAGAAGCUAAUCUUUUGAUUGAAGGUAAUUUGGGGGAGAAAACUGAUCUUGAAAUGGACUUUUUUUUGCCCAUUAGAUGUUUGAAUCAAUUCUCUGGGACGGUUGAUUAGGUGUAAGUAAUGGAAUUCAGGUUUUUCUUUCUGGGUUAUGUUCAUUGGAUGACUUGAUAUGGAUUCUAAUGCUUGACCUCUACUCGAUGGUUAUAGAUAUUAUGAUUGAUCCAUAUGGGUUUCUUAGUUUCUUUGUGCCUUUGUGUCAAUUGAGGGCUCAACUGAAUCCAAAUCUAACCAUUCUGUUCAUAUGUUCUUGGGAAUGUCAGUAGCAGUUUUUAAUGGAGAUUUUGUAGAAAUUGUUAGAAGGUAAGCAGACAAGUAUGUAAAGAAACUGCUUACAAAGAUGUGAUGUUGAAAUGUGUAUAUGUUGGAUACUCAUUUGAUUAUCAGAUAAAAUUACUUUGUGAA
This is a messenger RNA of Manihot esculenta (cassava), 1192 nucleotides long. RefSeq names its product pre-mRNA-splicing factor cwc22. NCBI's taxonomy places the organism in Eukaryota, Viridiplantae, Streptophyta, Magnoliopsida, Malpighiales, Euphorbiaceae. The record is from RefSeq and is a predicted model, not a curated record. Bases 103 to 732 code for a protein of 209 amino acids. The transcript has a single exon.